This is a messenger RNA of Aspergillus melleus, 960 nucleotides long. RefSeq names its product lactoylglutathione lyase GLO1 (gene GLO1). The record is from RefSeq and is a predicted model, not a curated record. NCBI's taxonomy places the organism in Eukaryota, Fungi, Ascomycota, Eurotiomycetes, Eurotiales, Aspergillaceae. The transcript has 4 exons. Gene Ontology annotation, molecular function: lactoylglutathione lyase activity; metal ion binding. The coding region runs from base 1 to 960 and encodes 319 amino acids.
AUGGCUUCCGACACUUCCCAGUAUAAGCUUAACCAUACUAUGAUCCGGGUCAAGGACCCAAAGAAAUCCCUGGAAUUCUACAAGUUCCUUGGUCUUAGCCAGAUCCAGUAUCUGGACUUCCCCGAAGCCAAAUUCUCCCUCUACUUCCUCGGCUACAACGGCCCCAACUCUUUGCAGGGUGGUGACCGGCACUUCACGGAUCGAAACGCUCUCUUGGAACUCACCCACAACUACGGCACGGAGAGCGAUCCCAACUACAGCGUGGUGAACGGAAACACGGAACCCCACCGCGGCUUCGGACAUAUCGCCAUCUCCGUGGAUAACAUCGAGUCGGCCUGCAAGAGAAUCGAGGAUGCCGGAUACCCGUUCCAGAAGAAACUGACCGAGGGUCGCAUGCGAAGCAUUGCUUUCGCUAAGGAUCCCGAUGGAUACUGGGUCGAGCUCAUCCGCCGUCACGACGAGGAUGUCGGCGCUACCACCGACCCCGGCAACUACCGACUCAACCACACCAUGCUCCGAGUCAAGUCCGCGGAGACCAGCUUGAAGUUCUACCAGGAGGUCAUGGGCAUGACUCUGCUGCGGACUUCCGAGAACAAGGAGGCCGGCUUCAACCUGUACUUCUUGGGAUACCCCAAGUCCAACCCGCAGGUGCAGGAGAACGCCAAGAACCCGGUGGCCGAGUGGGAGGGUCUGCUCGAGUUGACCUGGAACUAUGGCACCGAGAACCAGGAGGGCCAGGUCUACCACAACGGCAACACCGAGCCCCAGGGAUUCGGACAUAUCUGCGUGUCUGUCGACGACCUCAACGCCGCCUGCGAUCGGUUCGAGUCGCUGAAUGUCAACUGGAAGAAGCGCUUGACGGACGGACGCAUGAGAAAUGUGGCCUUUGUGCUGGAUCCCGACAACUACUGGGUUGAGGUGGUGCAGAACGAGGCGCUCAAGCGCACCAGCGACUGGUGA